Molecule: messenger RNA, 588 nt
Organism: Salmo salar (Atlantic salmon)
Lineage: Eukaryota; Metazoa; Chordata; Actinopteri; Salmoniformes; Salmonidae
Product: ubiquitin-ribosomal protein eL40 fusion protein
Biological process (GO): translation
Cellular component (GO): ribosome
Molecular function (GO): protein binding; structural constituent of ribosome
Source: RefSeq, a predicted model, not a curated record
UUGUCUGCCUUGUGAGCGGGUUUUCAGAGGUCAGGGCUAGAAAUUUUAACUGGACCUGGCAACCCUCAGCCGAAGGUAGAGUGAUGAAAACCAUUUAAGUUCCUCCCUUCCUGUUCUCCAGAAGCAGUUGUCUGGCGCCAACAAAGAUGCAGAUCUUUGUGAAAACGUUGACGGGUAAAACCAUCACCCUUGAGGUGGAACCCAGUGACACCAUCGAGAAUGUGAAGGCCAAGAUUCAAGACAAAGAAGGUAUUCCUCCUGACCAACAGCGACUCAUCUUCGCUGGCAAACAGUUGGAGGAUGGCCGCACAUUGUCAGACUACAACAUUCAGAAAGAGUCCACUCUUCAUCUCGUCCUGCGUCUGAGAGGAGGUAUCAUCGAGCCUUCCCUGAGACAGCUGGCACAGAAAUACAACUGUGACAAAAUGAUCUGCCGCAAAUGCUAUGCACGUCUUCACCCCCGUGCAGUCAACUGCCGCAAAAAGAAGUGUGGGCACACCAGCAACCUGCGCCCCAAGAAGAAGCUGAAGUAAACUUGCAUCCUUUCAAUCUUUUGUCAAGGUUUUCAAUAAAAUAAAAUGGAAAAGG